This is a messenger RNA of Aedes aegypti (yellow fever mosquito), 2249 nucleotides long. Its product is annotated as sodium-coupled monocarboxylate transporter 1. Bases 401 to 2182 code for a protein of 593 amino acids. Lineage: Eukaryota; Metazoa; Arthropoda; Insecta; Diptera; Culicidae. Gene Ontology annotation, biological process: sodium ion transport; transmembrane transport. Gene Ontology annotation, cellular component: membrane. The record is from RefSeq and is a predicted model, not a curated record. The transcript is spliced from 8 exons. Gene Ontology annotation, molecular function: symporter activity.
GUUAAAGUAGACUUCCAUCUGUUGCUGCCGUAUCAGUCAGGAGAAAGAUCUUCUCCUGAAGUGGUGACCAAUUUCGCGGACACUUCAGAACGCAUUUUAUCAACUAGAUAUCGCAAACCAUCCGCCUUCCUUUUGCGGACAGACGUGAUUAUCCAGUCUAAAAAUAAUCACCGCCAAAUCAAAUCACUUAAGUUAUUGUAGAGCGGUAGAGCGUCGCGUGCGUAGUUUCAUCAGUUGAGAAGAUGUUCUGAGCCGAACGCAACGUGUGUGUGCAGCGUGCAGCCGGUUGAAAGUUUUCGGCCGCGGUGCAUUUGCGGUGUGAUUAGUAGGUCAUUUGAAUUGCAUUUCCGAGAGGCGCCGAGUUCCGUGUAAGAAAAAUAGUUUUUUUUUUUCGCGCGAAAUGACUAUGGAGAGUCCACCGGAAGAGGUGGUGCAAACAGACAGACUAUGGUUCAAUACCGUCGACUAUGUGAUAUUCUUCGCAAUGAUGGGAAUGUCGGCACUGAUCGGUCUGUACUAUGGAUUUUUCGCCAAACAGAAGCAGAACAACACGGCCGAGUACUUGCUCGGGAGUAAGCAGAUGAAAGUGUUCCCGGUGGCGAUGUCACUGACAGCAACCCAUGUCUCGGCUGUCACGAUGCUGGGCGUCCCCGCCGAAAUGUACCGGUACGGCAUCCAGUACUGGGCUUGCUCCAUAUCCGGCCUUAUCGUCACCAUAUUCAUGGUCUACGUUUUCCUGCCGGUGUUUUACGAACUGCAAAUAUCGUCCUGCUACGCUUACCUGGAGCAACGGUUCAGCAAACGGGUGCGCUCGUUGGCCAGCUUUCUGUUCGUGCUGUACUGCUUGCUCAACACUCCGGUGAUUAUAUACACUCCGGCCAUAGCGUUCAGCCAGGUGACAGGAAUCAAUCUGCACAUCAUCACGCCGGUCAUAUGCUGUAUUUGUAUUUUCUACACCACUUUCGGUGGAAUACGAGCUGUGAUAUGGACAGAUACGCUCCAGUUUGGAGCUAUGAUAUUGGCCCUUUGCGUUGUAAUGACACUGGGAACUCUGCAGCUGGGAGGAUUCAUAAACAUUUUCAAGAUAGCUGAAGAAGGAGGUCGGCUGAUUUGGUUCAAUGUGGACCCAGACCCUACUCUAAGAUCAUCGUUCUGGCUUGUAUCGGUGGGACUUACUUCAAUGUGGGUAUCCAACAUUGGCGUAACGCCUGAGUGCGUUCAACGGUUCCUGACCGUACCUGAUCUUUCAAGUGCCAAAAAAGCGGUAUGGAUCUUCGGUGUUGGUCACGUGCUCGUCAAACUUUGUUCCGUCUACAAUGGCUUGCUGAUAUUCAGCAAAUAUCAUGACUGUGAUCCCGUCUACUCCGGGUUGGUGAAGAAAAACGAUCAAAUAUUCGCCUACUAUGUUCUGGAUGUGGCUCAGAAGAUCCCAGGCCUACCGGGAUUGUUUGUGGUGGGAAUUUUCUCGGCAGCCUUGUCUACGAUGUCCACCAGUAUGAACACACUAUCCGGAACGAUUUAUGACGAUUUCGUCAAGCCGCAGUUUAAAUUCAAGGAAUCUACCGCGAGCAGUGUUAUCAAGGGUAUGGUUGUUUUCAUAGGAAUCCUUUGCUUGAUGCUGGUGUUUGUGGUGGAGAAAUUAGGCAGCGUGUUCAGCUUGGCGAUUUCGGUUUCUGGAGUUACGUCGGGGACUCUUUUGGGGAUAUUUUUCCUUGGGAUGUUUUCGCCCAAAAUCAAUGCUAAGGGAGCAUUUUGGGGUGCAAUUAUCUCCCUAGUAUCAAUGUGCGUGAUUGCUGCAGGAGCACAAAUGGAAAUCUUCAAUGGAAACCUAAAGUACCAGAGUCUGCCGCUGCACUACGAUGGCUGUCCUGGAUUUAAUUCUACUGGAUCCGCAACCACCUCGUAUUACGUUGAUGCCGAUGGACAUGACAAUUCCGAAGUUCCAUGGGUAUUCCGCCUGGGCUUCAUGUACUACUCGCUGCUGGGCACAAUAAUAGCCGUAGUGGCUGGAACAGUGAUCAGCCAUCUCACCGGAGGACAGAAACAACCCGUUCCAGAACAGCUGCUGACACCCUGGGUGCGCCCACUUUACCGACAAAUUCGUUGCGUCGACGAUUACGAGUGUAGACUGACGAAAAAUCAGCUGUAUGCGAUCAAAGAGGUGCAAAAAGUGUGUAAAUAGACGGUGCUAAUAGUUGUAAUUCUUUAUUGUAAAUAUAUCGAAAAAUACGUCAUGCGACUGAAAUCAA